UACAUCUAUUAUGAGCUUGGACCUUCGAUCCAACUGCUGUAUCAGUUGUUAUUGCAGAUGGCCAGUAUGUGAGAAUCAAUGGCAGACAAAGCGAUAAAUGUAGUUGAUUCGAUACACGACAUCGGAAGAUGCGUGUAUAAAUGCAUAAUGUAUGAUCUACAAAAUUCAAAUAACAUGAGAUGCAAACAGUGAUUAUCACGUUUGUCGUAUAAGAGAACUUUGUAAACUUUUGGAAUCCUGCAAUUGGACAUCAUGUGGGAAGAAAACUUGAAUACUAUUGUUCCAGCUAUGUUGUCUACUAUGGUUUUCUUUAUAUUUACAUUAAAUUUCUUACGAUAUCUCGUAGAUGAUCAGCAUAUUCCAAUUAGGGAUAUCACAAAAGAGCAUAAUUGGAAAACAGUCAGGGGAAUAACCAAGGCAUAUUACUGCAGUAUUUGCGAGAGUUUAUUAUUGAAUAUUGAUGGUCUUUACUGUGAUUCUUGUGGUGUCUGUGCAGACCGAAAUUGCAUAAAGCUUGCAGAUAAACAACUUAAAUGCAAAGUUAUCACACUCAGUAAUGAGCAACCAAUGAAACAUCAUUGGAUCAAAGGUAAUCUGCCACUUGUCGCCAUUUGCUAUGUCUGUAAAGAAGAAUGUGACAUAGAACCUGGUCUCACAGAUUGGUGGUGUUGUUGGUGUCAGAGAUGUGUUCAUGAAACGUGCAAAUCUGUCCUCUCUGAAAUAUGUGAUUUUGGAUCGUUCAAAUUAAUGAUUAUUCCACCAGGAAGCUUAGAAGUGAUAAAUCGACGUAGGACAAUGAGACGUAGGUUGCACCUUCGUUCUGUUAUAACACCAAACUGGCCUAAAUGGAAUCCAAUUAUUGUUGUAGGAAAUAGAAAAUCUGGAAACAAUGAUGGAGAUAAAAUUCUAUCUCUGUUCAGAAGACUGUUAAAUCCUGCACAAGUUGUGGAUUUAGCGGAACGUGACCCGGUCGCUGCUCUCGAAUGGUGCCGCUUAUUAGGGAAAACUCCAUGCACUGUUCUUGUAGCAGGUGGAGACGGAACGAUUUCUUGGUUGCUGAAUACUAUUGAUAAGCUCGGCUUGCAGCCUGUUCCGUCGGUGGCAAUAAUUCCUUUGGGGACGGGCAAUGAUUUAUCCAGAGUAUUAGGAUGGGGAAAGGAACAUGACAAGCAUAUGGAUCCAGUUGAGGUCCUGCAGAAGAUACGGGCAGCACAAGAAGUAAAACUUGACAGGUGGUCUGUAAAAAUAGAGCCAAACCGUGGAUUAGGAUUUAGAGGAACGCAUCGGACGCUGUUUAUGUACAACUACAUAAGCGUGGGCGUAGACGCACAAGUAACUUUGAAUUUUCAUCGUACAAGAGAGAGUCGGUUUUACCUGUUUAGUCAUAGAAUAUUUAACAAGUUAUUGUACUUAUGCUUCGGCACGCAACAAGUUGUAGAAAGGGAGUGCAAAGAUCUCGAUCAGAGUUUGGAGGUCUAUUUAGACGACCAGAAAGUGGAGUUGCCUUCCAUUGAAAGUGUAGUGGUACUUAACAUUCCAUCUUGGGCUGCAGGAGUCGAUUUGUGGAAAAUGGGAACGGAAGAUGAGGGACACGUGAAUGCACAAGAUAUUAGCGACGGUAAGUUGGAAGUAGUAGCCCUUUACUCUUCAUUCCACAUGGCGCAGUUGCAAAUAGGUCUCUCGAAGCCACACCGGAUUGGUCAAGCUAAAUCAGUAAAGAUCAAAUUGUUGCGAGCGUGCGCUAUGCAAGUGGACGGUGAGCCAUGGUACCAACAUCCUUGCGAAUUCAGCAUAACGCACUGUAAUCAGGCAUCUAUGUUGAAGAAUAAUACCGACAAUUAAGCAUUUUCGAGCAUGGUGCUGCUUGCAUCAUAUACGCAUUUAUACUAAUGCAUUUGUUCAUGGAUGUGUAACGAGCUGUUGAAGAAACGAUAUUCAAUACGUCUAAACUCGAUUAUAAAUCAGCUUUUCGAUGAUGUAUAGUGCAACAUAAGUAUUAGACAAUUUGUAUCAACAGUAUUAUGGAAGUAAUUAAACCUAGCCAAAGAGUUACUCCAAAGCUAUAUAAAUUGUAUG
Molecule: messenger RNA, 2076 nt
Organism: Harpegnathos saltator (Jerdon's jumping ant)
Lineage: Eukaryota; Metazoa; Arthropoda; Insecta; Hymenoptera; Formicidae
Gene: Dgkepsilon
Product: diacylglycerol kinase epsilon
Exons: 11
Coding region: 253-1842 (529 amino acids)
Biological process (GO): phospholipase C-activating G protein-coupled receptor signaling pathway
Cellular component (GO): membrane
Molecular function (GO): ATP-dependent diacylglycerol kinase activity
Source: RefSeq, a predicted model, not a curated record